CGCCUGUUUUUCCAUUUUUCAUUAUUAUUGGGAUUUUCAGUUUUUGAUAAACGAGAAAUUGGAACCCCAAAGGAAAAAAAAGAAAAGAAAAAACACUCAUGUUUUGUUUGUAAGCGGCAAUUCGAAGCAGAUUCUUCUUCUUCUUCUUCUUCUUCUUCUUCUCCUCCAUUUUCCCAAUUCUUUCUUCUCCAUUUUCUAUUUUCUUUCUCUUUUUUUUUUUUCAAUUCUCAACAACUCUAAAUCACUUUCUCAUCCGAUUCAUCCUGUGGAAUUCAGGUGCUAAUCGAUUCAUGACUGGAGAAAUUCUCGAUCUCUAUACUGAAUUUUAGGUUAAAUCACUGAGAAUUGAACUUUCUUAGAAUUUGCAUUGAUUAUAAUUGAGGAUGGAGCUUCCUCAACCUCCUCGUCCUCUUGGAACCGAAGGACGGAAACCAACGCAUGACUUUCUAUCACUCUAUAGUCAUUCAACUGCUCAUCAACAAGAUCCAUCCCAGUCCUUUCAAGGGGGUUUCCUUAAAACGCAUGAUUUUCUCCGGCCGUUGGAACGGACUGGGAAGACAUGCGCCAAGGAAGAGAAAACAAUCAAUGUAUCCACUGUGGAACGAGCAGCGCCAACCUCGGGAACUCAGGCACAUAAUUCUCCUGCCGAGCGUUUAUUACCGGGUGGAAUCGGGACUUACAGUAUCAGCCACAUUUCUUAUUUCAACCAGAGGGUUCCAAAGCCGGAAGGGUCGGUAUUUCCAGUUCCUCAGGCCAGUAAUACUGACAAAAGUGAUGACAACUCCCAUUGUAGCUCUUUGUCUGGAAAUGGUUUCACGCUGUGGGAAGAAUCUGCUGUUAAAAAGGGAAAGACAAGGAAGGAGAAUUUGGGUGAAAAGCCCGGCUUAAAGGCAGAAUCACCCGCAAAGAUUGAGCAAUGGGCCGUUACAACAGAGCGGCCAAUACAAUCGUCGUCAAGCAACCAUCACAGUAGCUUCAGCUCUCUCUCCCCGUCUCAGCCUUCAGGCCAGCAGAGCCGGAGCUUCGGUGAGAUGUUAAAGUCCACAGUCAAUGUUUCCUCCACGGAAGAGGAACUAGACGACGACAAGGCAUUUGUUAUUAAGAAGGAAUCAUCACCGUCCACUGCCUAUAAAGGUGACUUGAAGAUAAAUAUUGGUGGAAAAUGCUCUGAUCAGAAGGCUAAUACGCCGAGAUCCAAACAUUCUGCAACAGAACAGCGUCGAAGGAGCAAAAUUAAUGAUAGAUUUCAGAAGCUGAGAGAACUAAUUCCUCGUAGUGAUCAGAAGAGAGACAAGGCAUCUUUCUUAUUAGAGGUUAUCGAGUACAUUCAAUUUUUACAAGAAAAGGUUCGCAAAUAUGAAAGCUCACCACCGCAAGGAUGGUAUCAUGAACCAGCGAAAUUGAUCCCCUGUAGAAACAAUUGCAAUCCAGCACAAUGUUACAUCGAUCAAUCUCAAAUAGCAAAGAGCGGCCCUGUGUUUAUAUUUGCUGGAUCUGACGAGAAAAAUAUGUGUCACUCCCCAGCAUUUCCCAGGUGCUCGCACAACCCAGUAGAAUCUGAAGUUAGUACUUCCACCACCUUCCGAGAAGUGGAUCAACACCCUGGAACAAAUAACAAAACGUCUUAUCCAAUGUUGGAACCACGCCAUUUCACAUCUGUCAUAAGUGAAGGUGCAAAAACUAGACUCCAUUCCCAAGUAGCACAUAAUGCAGACAAUAAACCUUAUGAAAUGCAACCACUAUCGUGCGAGGUGAGAUCAUGUACUACCAACAUUGUUGAUGUCAACAAUAAGCUGAAAGAACCCGAGCAGAGGAUUGAUGGUGGUAGAAUUAGCAUCUCAGGUGCAUAUUCUCAAGGGUUGUUAAAAAUUCUCACACAAGCGCUACAAAGUUCUGGAGUGGAUAUGUCACAGGCCAGCGUUGCGGUGCAAAUAGAACUUGGAAAGAGAACGAAUUACAGAGAAACUGUCCCUACUCCUAUUGUGGUAAACAAGAAUUGCAUAUACUACGACGACGAUUCAGCUCGCCCAAGUGAGAGAAGGAGCGUCGGUACAAGAGUUGUAGCUGGAGAGGAGAUGGAGCAGGCAUUAAGAAAGAAGCAAAAGACAUGAAAGAAAGAGAAUGAUAUAACAAACAAGUAUUCUUCUCCCGUCAAUUCUAUUUAUUAUCACUUCAUUUUUACCGUUCCAUUUCUUCGCUGGGGCGUUUAUGGCAUCUGACCAAUAUUUAAUUGAUUGUAAAUUAGGUUAGUUCAUUUUCUAGUUUUGAAUUUUUUUUUUCUUUUGGGCAUUCCCCAUUUGAUUAUGGUGAAGUAUGUAGCUGCUCUGCUUUAGAAAGUUAGGCUUAGAUGCCCCUUUAUACAAGGGCUUAAAUUGGAUGUAAAGGUGUGUAAACCUCUUUGCUUAUUUCUGGGAAUGAAUCAAAAUAAUAAAAACAUGUAUAGUUUCCUCUUCAACCAAA
Cucumis melo (muskmelon) is the source of this 2460-nucleotide messenger RNA. Its product is annotated as transcription factor BIM1-like. Gene Ontology annotation, molecular function: protein dimerization activity; DNA-binding transcription factor activity. Gene Ontology annotation, biological process: DNA-templated transcription. The record is from RefSeq and is a predicted model, not a curated record. Bases 384 to 2111 code for a protein of 575 amino acids. The transcript has 12 exons. Lineage: Eukaryota; Viridiplantae; Streptophyta; Magnoliopsida; Cucurbitales; Cucurbitaceae.